Molecule: messenger RNA, 1810 nt
Organism: Hydractinia symbiolongicarpus
Lineage: Eukaryota; Metazoa; Cnidaria; Hydrozoa; Anthoathecata; Hydractiniidae
Product: nudC domain-containing protein 1-like
Exons: 6
Coding region: 76-1764 (562 amino acids)
Source: RefSeq, a predicted model, not a curated record
ACAUAUAGAAUACGGGCUCCCCAGAGCGCUGCAUGCAUGCUUUUGUGCAACACGAGGAGGUGAAAGAUUGACCAAAUGUCUGAUCUGCGACCAAAUAAAAGCUUAAUAAACAAUACCUUUGAUGGAUACAAACUUGCGGUAGAUCGUUUAUCUGUUAAUUCGUUGCCUCUUAUAUCAUCCGUUGACAGAACGUCAACGAACCCAAAUAAAUUUUCGUAUGCUUACGUUCGCAGUCAUGAAAUGCGCAACCAUUUGUACAUGGAUACCUGGAGUGGUUGUGUUUAUUUUGUUGAUUCAGAUAGGAGAAUAAAUUCUGUACAUUUUGAUGAGAAUGGCACACAUCAGACUUUGUACCAAGUGUUCACAAUGCCACAACAGACAGAUGUAAAAAAUAAUUCGUUUGGUUGUUCAAUGGUUUUUCCAACUGAAUCACUUUGUGUAGUAACUGAUGGCCAUGGUGCUGUGUAUCUACUAAAAACUGGAAAACGAAAACAAUCCUUAAACCAAGAGUGGACUUUCUUGAUUGAGAAUCCUCUUUAUGACCUGUUAUGCCCCAGUUUUCUUAUUUCUGCCAAAUUUCAGGACAAUACGAACAUGUUACAUGUGGUUACUUUGACUUUAAAAGAUAUUAAACUAGAGAAAGAAACAUCAACAUUUGUAAAUAUACAAUGGUUACAAGUAAAUAUUUCAUUUGAGAAUCCAAACGAGUGUCAAGUAAAGGGGGUAAAAGCAUUUUUAGGAAAAUCUUUACCAAAUGCUUGUUGGUUUAAUGAAGAUUACACACAUUUUUACACAGCUUGUGUCAAACAAUUUCAUCUUGUCGAUCAGAAAACAUUUGAAAGAAUCGAACCCUUGAUACCAAUAGAAGACAAUGUUACUGAAAACAAGUUUUACAGAUGGCACCAAUGCAAAGAAAUGGUUUCAAUCUCAUUUGAUUUUCACAUUACUGAAAGUGAAGUCGACUGCACCAUUGAACACAACAAAAUUGCUGUAAAACUAACAAGUGGGAAAACUUUAUUGGAUGGGAAUUUAGAAAAGGACAUAAUUCCUGAUGCAUCAAAAUGGUUUGUUCAUAAAAAUAGAUUGGAGGUGGUGUUAAUAAAGAAAGAGGAAGCAGGUUUUUGGAGUUCUGUUGUUCCAGGUGAUGUAAAAGGUAUACAUGAUAUUGAAGGUGAAGAAGAAGAAAAAAUUAAACAAGUUCAUGAAGGUUUAUCACAUCUGACAUCAGACAAAGAAGAACAGGGACCAACUGACCCUCACCUCUUCAACAUGCAGCAGUUGGAAGAAUGUGAUGAAAUGACAGAUGAAGAAGAAGUGAAAUUAUUUUCCAUUGAUGUUUUCACGGGAAAGGUUAAAACGCUGAAGUCUUUUGCUGGACAUCAAUGGCUUUUUGUUCUUCAAAACAACCCGAACGAUGUGCCACGAAUUUGCCUGCGUCACGAUGUUGACGGAAUCUUAUGGAAACCAGCUCGUAACCAAGCAGAUGAUUGGGAACACAUAACCACAUUUGAUGCACUCGGUUAUGUUCAAGCUUCGAAGCAAGAGCACAAAUUUACAAUGUGUAGUCCAAAUUUUAAACACGUUUCCAUCACAGAUUGCACUUCAAAUGUUUAUGUGUACGAGACAGACACAUUUAACAGAAAGCAACACAAUCAAUACGUCCCCGCUUUGGGGUCAUGUGAGAAGAUUUUAGGUUGUCAAAGCAGUGAGAAGUACUUAUAUGUUUUAAGUGACACUCAUUUAAAUAUUGUAGAUUUACCCUAAAUGAUAAAGAUUUUUAAAUAUUAAAAAAUUGCAAUCGAUAAUUGAA